Molecule: messenger RNA, 2026 nt
Organism: Helianthus annuus (common sunflower)
Lineage: Eukaryota; Viridiplantae; Streptophyta; Magnoliopsida; Asterales; Asteraceae
Product: endoplasmic reticulum oxidoreductin-1
Exons: 10
Coding region: 259-1674 (471 amino acids)
Biological process (GO): protein folding in endoplasmic reticulum
Cellular component (GO): endoplasmic reticulum membrane; endoplasmic reticulum
Molecular function (GO): FAD binding; protein-disulfide reductase activity; thiol oxidase activity
Source: RefSeq, a predicted model, not a curated record
UGCGAGAAGUAGAUUGAUUACACAUGUAGCUUUCUUUUUCUUUUCUUGUCUAGACCGCUAUUUGGGCAACUUCCCCCUGAUUUUCCCCUUUCAAAACCUGUGUGUAGUCAGUAAGUCGGCGUUACAAACUAAUUCAACAAAACGACUGUAACUCAAUUCCCCUUUCAACUUCUUCUUAUAAAUACCAAAACUCUUCUGGUCUGGUCUCCACAAUCAAAUUGACCUAGGGUUUCUUAUCAGUUUUUGCGAUCGAAUUUGAUGGUGGAGGUUGAGAUCAAAAGCAGGAAGCAUGCUAAUGGCGGUGAUAAGAAGACGAACAACAACCGGAUAUGGCGGUGGACAGUUGUUGGAGCUCUAAUUGCGGUUUUACUUGCUACAUCUCUAUCUCCAUGGCGAUAUUCUCGCAAGUUCUCCUUCAUCCGCUCACCUUGCCGUUGUUCUGAGGGUUCGCAUAAAUAUACAGGAAUUGUUGAGGAUUGUUGUUGUGAUUAUGAGACAGUUGAUAGUGUUAAUGAAGCAGUUUUACAUCCAUUGUUACAGGAACUGGUUAAAACUCCUUUCUUCAGAUACUUCAAGGUUAAGCUAUGGUGCGAUUGUCCCUUUUGGCCUGAUGAUGGCAUGUGUCGACUGCGUGAUUGCAGUGUAUGUGAAUGUCCCGAAAAUGAAUUCCCAGAACCUUUCAAGAGGCCGCAUGGUCUUCCAAAAGAAGAUCUUAUAUGUCAAGAGGGAAAGCCAGAGGCUGCUGUUGAUCGUACUCUGGAUGCUAAAGCGUUUAGAGGCUGGGCAGUAGUAGAUAAUCCAUGGACAAAGGAUGACGAAACUGAUAAUGGUGAAAUGACAUACGUAAAUUUGCAAUUGAAUCCCGAACGCUACACAGGAUACACAGGGCCAUCAGCCAGAAGAAUAUGGGAUGCUAUAUAUUCAGAAAAUUGUCCAAAAUAUUCAUCUGGAGAAAGUUGCCAAGAGAAGAAAGUGCUAUACAAGUUAAUAUCUGGUCUUCAUUCCUCAAUUUCUGUCCACAUAGCUACUGAUUAUCUCAUUAAUGAAAAUACCAAUCAGUGGGGUGCAAAUCUUCAGCUGAUGUAUGAUCGUGUCUUAAAACAUCCUGAGCGUGUUCAAAACCUGUACUUCACUUUUCUCUUUGUUCUCAGAGCUGUGACAAAGGCAGCCACUUACUUGGAGCAGGCUGAGUAUGACUCUGGUAAUCAUUUGGAGGAUCUGAAAGCCCAUUCCUUGAUCCGGCAACUAGUUCACAAUCCCAAGUUACAAGCUGCAUGUCCUCUUCCCUUUGAUGAGGCUAAAUUGUGGCAAGGCCAAAGUGGACCAGAACUGAAGCAACAGACCCAGAAGCAGUUUAGAAACAUCAGUGCCCUUAUGGAUUGUGUCGGGUGUGAAAAGUGUCGUCUGUGGGGAAAGCUUCAGGUUCUUGGCCUCGGAACUGCACUAAAAAUCCUGUUCUCUGUUGAUGGUCAAGAAGGCCGAGAUCAGCCUCUGCAGUUGCAACGGAAUGAAGUAAUAGCACUGAUGAAUUUGCUCAAUCGGCUCUCGGAAUCGCUUAAAUCGGUCACUGAAAUGGGGUCUUCUGCUGCUAUGGAUGCGUUAGUCUUACAAAAUUCUGGCAAAACAGUCAGUUUGAUUCAAAGACUACGGGAAUCAUGGAUGGCUCCAUGGUAAUCUUCUUUGGUAGUCGUGGAAGAAAGCACCAAGCUCACCGCUAUCGUGAACUUAAGGUGCACUCAGUCAGGUGUGAGAAAGAUACAUAGAUACUAAGUGAAUACAUGGAACAUCACCACAUGUAACGUUGAUAUGGACUUUCAUGUUUUCAUAACUAACUGCGGAUUUGUAAGUUGUACUUGGUCUUUUUUCUUACUUGUGGAAGAGAGAAAGAGGUUUUGUAUCUUGUUAUGCUGGUUAAAAGCGGUGGUGUUAUCGGUUUCUUUGUUGCCUCUUGAGUCGACAAAGAGGCAAGUUAAAAUUACAUGUUCAGUUACCAUACAGUUGAUGUGUAAAUUGACCAUUUUGCCCA